Racocetra persica is the source of this 156-nucleotide messenger RNA. The record is from the annotation of a GenBank genome assembly. NCBI's taxonomy places the organism in Eukaryota, Fungi, Glomeromycota, Glomeromycetes, Diversisporales, Gigasporaceae.
AUGCAAUUAUAUUACCCUCAUUAUUUAAUUGUUGUCAAACCUGAUCACUAUGAUAAAAAUAAAGCACUUGUUGCUGAAUCUUCUAACUACAAUGCUUUGUCAACUAAUAAUAUACCAGAUAUUGAAAUUUUUAAACUAUUAUCUUUUGGUGAUAAG